Messenger RNA from Tympanuchus pallidicinctus (lesser prairie-chicken), 773 nucleotides. It is a transcript of the gene RPL15, whose product is annotated as ribosomal protein L15. The transcript has 4 exons. Gene Ontology annotation, molecular function: RNA binding; structural constituent of ribosome. Gene Ontology annotation, cellular component: cytosolic large ribosomal subunit; ribosome. NCBI's taxonomy places the organism in Eukaryota, Metazoa, Chordata, Aves, Galliformes, Phasianidae. The record is from RefSeq and is a predicted model, not a curated record. The coding region runs from base 108 to 722 and encodes 204 amino acids. Gene Ontology annotation, biological process: cytoplasmic translation.
GGCGCCGGGGCCGCUGCCGGAAGCGCGGUGCCGCCGCAAGGGGGUGUGGGAGGGGGGCCUCUUUCUUUCCGGCGUCGGGCGCCAUCAGGUCCGGCAGGUAACCAAACAUGGGUGCCUACAAGUACAUCCAGGAGCUAUGGAGGAAAAAGCAGUCAGAUGUGAUGCGUUUCCUCCUUCGCGUGCGCUGCUGGCAGUACCGCCAGCUGUCUGCUUUGCAUCGCGCUCCCCGGCCAACCAGGCCAGACAAAGCUCGCAGGCUGGGAUAUAAGGCCAAGCAAGGUUAUGUUAUCUACCGUGUCCGUGUUCGUCGUGGUGGUCGGAAGCGCCCUGUCCCAAAAGGUGCAACCUAUGGGAAGCCUGUGCAUCACGGUGUCAACCAGCUCAAGUUCGCCCGCAGUCUUCAGUCUGUAGCAGAGGAGCGUGCUGGCCGGCACUGUGGGGCUCUGAGAGUCUUGAACUCCUAUUGGGUGGGUGAAGAUUCCACUUACAAGUUUUUCGAGGUGAUCCUGAUCGAUCCCUUCCACAAGGCCAUCCGCCGCAACCCCGACACGCAGUGGAUCACCAGGCCCGUCCACAAGCACAGAGAGAUGCGUGGGCUGACGUCAGCCGGGAGGAAGAGCCGCGGUCUGGGCAAGGGCCACAAAUUCCAUCACACCAUUGGUGGCUCCCGUCGCGCUGCCUGGAGGAGGCGCAACACCCUGCAGCUGCACCGCUACCGCUAGUUCUUGUCAACACAGCAGUCUAAUAAAGCUGACGUGCGUUGUUGAAUUGAA